GACCAUAUGUUGUUGUUGAUAUCUGAGACGGAGGCUCAUGUUAGCCAAAUUUCAACGCUUCAUGGUGAAGUGAGGUUUCGCUUUGGCAGCUGGCAGAUAUGUGCUCUGACUUUUCUGACCUUCAGCAGACGAUAACUUAAGUGCUACUUUAAGUGUUAAUAAUUGUUUAGGGUAGAAGUGAGAGCAGGAGGCAGUUGUUGUUGUUGACUAAGCUAAUGUUAAGUUUGCUCUAACUUAGCUAGCGUGUUGUAUAAGCCUUGAGUCUAACUAACCUAAGGUGAGGAAGUUAAUAACACAGGUAAAGCUAGCGUCAAGACUCUGGUUUAAAUAUGUCCAACUCAACGGAGAUGUCACUGCCACCUGAAUGGGACGACGAUGAGCGGAUGACUUUCAUGUUCUCGGACUUCAAGGAGAACCGAGAAGUGAACACCUCGGACUGGGACAGUAAGAUGGACUUCUGGAGCGCCCUGAUCCUAAAGUGCUGCAGGGACCGAGGCACCGUGUGCGUCAACCUACAGGAGCUGAACAAGACCUUCAGGAGGAAAGAGAAAUCCCCGAUGGGCUUGCGGACUGUCAUCCAGUCCAUGGCAGGACGUGGGAACAUCCAAAGGGAGUCCGAGUUUGCUGCUAACGUGGACUGUGGCUGGCUGUCCUGGGGUGUCGGCCUGCUGCUGGUGAAGCCUUUGAAAUGGACCUUCUCCACUUUUCUGGGAAGCAGCCGGUUGCCUAUGGAUGAGUCCUUUGUCAUCAUUGAAUUAGUCAAGGAGAAAGCUGCAGAGUUACUCAGGGCGUACAGGAGCAGUGAAUUUGCCAGCAGCCCCAUCCUGUCUUUUCAAGAGCUCUGCACACUCUCAUCUAAAGUGUGUGCUGAUGAGAGCACUCUGUGCAUGGCUCUCCUGCAGCUACAGAGGGACAAACAAGUAACGGUUUCAUUGCAUGAAGGCGAGAAGAUUGUAAAGUUCUGCCAUCCCAGCCAGGAUCGGAUUUCUCCUGUCAGUGAUGUAGAUAUCGGCAUCUUCCAGCUGCAGCGCAGUGAGAAGCUGCUGGGAGAGCGAGUAGAGAAGCUGGGCCUCGAUGCUGACAAGUGUAAAGAGGAAGCACGGUUGCUGCUUCGGGAAGGAAAGAAAUCCCAGGCUCUGAGAAGUCUAAGAGGCCGCAAGAGGGUUGAAAAGAGAGCUGACAACUUGUUCGCCCAGCUGGAGUCCAUCAGAGGAAUCCUGGACAGAAUAGCUCAAUCACAGACUGAUAAAAUGGUUAUGCAGGCGUAUCAGUCUGGAGUGGCCGCUCUGAGACUCUCUCUGAAGGAUGUCACUGUGGAGCGUGCUGAGAACCUCGUGGAUCAAAUACAGGAGUUAUGUGACACUCAAGAUGAGGUGAAUCAAACCAUAUCAAGCGUGAGCGGUGCAGAUGAUGACAUGGAUGAGUUGGAGCAGGAACUGAAAUCUUUGUUGGAUGAGUCAAAGACAGAUUCCCUCUUAGAUUUUCCUGAAGCUCCAACAAAGAACCUGCAGCCCUCAGGAAAGGCCGGACUUGCAGGUAAAGACCUGCUGAGCUCUCUACCUGCUGUACCUUACAAACCCUUGGAUAUUACCGAUGAGCAGCUGGAGGAAGAGUUGAAUCAGUUAACACUUACAGAUUCAGGCUUUGAACAGAAGAAAACGACAUCGCCUGCCAGGAGACUAGAGCCAGCACAGUGAGAGCACAAGCAAAGCAUGGCAAGUUUAAAGCUUUGCAUCGACAUAUCAAGCUCUACUGAAAAGAUUCUGUGAGCAGACCUCAAUUCAUAAUCAAGCACUAAAAAAAAAUCAACCUAAGACUGCUAUAUUAUUUUGAAUGGUUGAAAAUCAAUUUCAGGAUGAACAAGAGGCACUUUCCUUCAUAUAAUGAAAACAAAAAUAUUUCUUUCCUGUGGAGGUCUGCCUGAAAGAUCUUUUGGGCUAUUUUUUUCUCUUUGUUAAUAAACCUGUAAGCCUUCUGAUGUCUCUGCCAUAAAAAGUGAACAUUUAAGAAUAUGCAUUAUGAUAUGCCACCACUAGUAAUUUUUAAAUUUUGGUUUUAUUAUUGAGAGUGAGAGAACAUGCUGUUUGUGUUUUUGUGUAAAUGUCAUUAAACGUCCUGUACAGUGUAUUAAGUGGCCUUUUGAACUGUAAGUACAAAAGAUAAAGUAAAGAGUAUUAUGCCAAAUGAAUGAAUGGUUUGAUCAAAGGAGUUAUCAGAACCACAUAUUUAGUCUCUCUGCAAUAUACUGUGUGUGUGAAGACAUAAAAGUCUACCGUAAGUGAGUUUAACCAAAUAUGUUUGUCAAAAUAAAAUUUAUUUUAAUCAGUUAAA
Molecule: messenger RNA, 2331 nt
Organism: Notolabrus celidotus (New Zealand spotty)
Lineage: Eukaryota; Metazoa; Chordata; Actinopteri; Labriformes; Labridae
Gene: chmp7
Product: charged multivesicular body protein 7
Exons: 10
Coding region: 330-1697 (455 amino acids)
Biological process (GO): vesicle budding from membrane; late endosome to vacuole transport via multivesicular body sorting pathway
Cellular component (GO): multivesicular body; cytoplasmic side of plasma membrane; ESCRT III complex
Source: RefSeq, a predicted model, not a curated record